Molecule: messenger RNA, 1065 nt
Organism: Kazachstania africana CBS 2517
Lineage: Eukaryota; Fungi; Ascomycota; Saccharomycetes; Saccharomycetales; Saccharomycetaceae
Gene: CIA1
Product: iron-sulfur cluster assembly protein CIA1
Exons: 1
Coding region: 1-1065 (354 amino acids)
Biological process (GO): iron-sulfur cluster assembly
Cellular component (GO): cytosolic [4Fe-4S] assembly targeting complex
Molecular function (GO): protein binding
Source: RefSeq, a predicted model, not a curated record
AUGUCUAUCCAAUUAGCAAAAUCGCUCAAGCUACAGAAUGCCAAGACGUGGUCAGUAGAUUAUAAGAAAGCACAUCUGAUAGAUUGUAAUUUACUAGCUGUUGCAUCGGCAGAUCAUAAAAUCAAAGUAUUAGAUAUCAGGGAUGUUGAUAAUAUCAGAUUAAAUGAUGUACUGGAUGAAACCGUGCAUAAGAAAACCAUUAGAUCAGUGGCAUGGAGGCCUAACUGUUCUUCAUGGACUCUUGCGGCCGCCUCUUUUGAUUCUACAAUAUCCAUUUGGAAUAAAGAAGAACCAGUAGUAGAUUAUAAUGAUAGUGAUGCGGAUGAUGUGUACAAUCAAGACGAAAUGGAACUAUUGGCGAUUAUUGAAGGGCAUGAAAAUGAAGUCAAAGGUGUGUCGUGGUCUCAUGACGGUAUGUUGCUCGCAACUUGUUCGAGAGACAAGAGCGUUUGGAUCUGGGAGACUGAUGAAAUGGGAGAAGAAUAUGAAUGCAUUUCUGUCCUACAAGAGCAUUCACAAGAUGUUAAGCAUGUAGCUUGGAAUCCCUUUGUAAAUGUGCUAGCUUCUUCCUCGUAUGAUGAUACAAUCAGGCUUUGGAAGGAAUUUGACGACGAUUGGGAAUGUGUCGCUAUACUAAGCGGUCAUAAAGGUACUGUUUGGUGUUCAGAUUUCGAGAUAAAAGAAGUAGAAGGUGGAAUUUCACGUUUAUGUAGUUCAAGUGAUGACGGCACUGUUCGUGUUUGGAAAUAUAUUGAUGAUAAUGACGAUGAAUAUGGUCAACAAGAAUGGAUCUGCCAAACAAUCUUGCCAAAGGUGCAUGAGAGGACUGUUUACUGUGUGUCCUGGAGUGAAAACGGACUUAUUGCCAGUACUGGUGCAGAUGGUAAACUAGUCAUAUACAAGGAAACUGAUGAAGAAGGGACUUGGGAAAUUCUUGCGAAGCAUGACUUGUGUCAUACUGUUUAUGAGGUCAAUGUUGUCAAAUGGAUUAAUCUGAACGGCACUGAUAUGUUAGUUACUGGUGGUGAUGAUGGUUAUAUAAAUUUAUGGAGUGUUAAUACCUAA